UCUUUUGCAGAACACGUCUUCCACAGCCUGUUUGCAGAGGACAGCAGCUGUUAGCCUAAAGCUUAUCCUAGCAAGCUGCAGACCAUGCCGUUGGACGCCCCUACUGACUCUAGGUGCCCCAUGUGCUUGGACAGAUUUGAAAGUAUUGUGUAUCUAGAUCCUUGCUGGCACAAGUUCUGCUUCCGUUGUAUCCGAGAAUGGUCCAAAUUCAAAGCAGAUUGCCCACUCUGCCAACAGCCCUUCUUUUCUCUUUGUCAUACAGUUCAUGCUGAAGAUGACAUAGCUAGGUCAUCAGAAAAUGAAUCUUUUUCCUACUCUGAUCUCAGCAGCAUCAAUUUUACUGAAAGAAUUUCUGACUUAGAGGCAUGGGAUCAGCAUGCCAAUUAUGACUAUCCUACACCAUCGCACAAUGAAGAAAGCAGCUCAGACUCAACUGUUGCAGACUUUCCAGAUGAGGUGAAUUCUCAAGAGAGAGAGCAUGGUUCAUCUGAGCAUAGUGUUGAUUGGCUGUCCUCGAAUGAUGAAACUCCAGGUCCUUCGUAUUCCUCUUCGGAAGAGUAUAAUGCAGCCAUAACUUCUUCAGAGUUAGUAGAAAGCUCUAAUGACGACUCUCUUUGGGAGAGAACCACACUGCAGCCUCAGUUACAAGUCAGUGUUGACUCCGGUGACAGUAACUCUUCAUUAGAGUAUCAUGAUAUCUCUGACUACGUUUAUGCUGACAGGACACCAGAACUGACUGUGCUGUCCUCAGACUCUGAGGACUCCAUCAGAGAGAGGAAAAGGGAAGAUACAAAGAAAGAGCAGUCAAUCCAGGGUAGCAGCUUGAGUGACAGAGAAUCACAAAGGGCUUCAACACCCUUCCCUCUGUACAAGGAGCAUGUGAGUAGUUGUCAAAGCCCCUUGCUUUCCGUCAAGAGGAUAAUGUCAAAGGAUGAACAGAAGAACAAAGAUCAUUCUCCACAUGACUCAGACUGGAGUCUGCCUCUAGGAAUGGAAAAUGCAUACUCUCCUCGUAGUCAGAGACUGUCCAGAAAGAGAAAGACCAGGAGUCCGCAGAGCAGUGAGGACAGUCAUGACUAUUGGCCUCGGAAGAAGCAUUACCUUGUUAAGUACCCGUCUAAAAAGAGACUACCAGAAAGCAGACAGUGUAGCAAAUAUUGGAGCAAAAUAAGCAGGUGGUCAAGGCUCCAUGACAGGAGCCCCACCCUGAAAGGCCAGACAGAGUCCAGUAGUUGUGAGAGCAGUAGCUCCAGAGAUUCAAGCAGAUCGUGGUUGUAUCACAAAGGCUAUGGCCAAAGGAAGUCAAGCAGCCUAGACAAGGAUUGUUCUUAUAGAAGACUCUGUUACCAAAGCAGUUAUCUGUUACACAGUCCAAAGACAGUUGGAGAAGGCUCCUCCUGCAGUAAGAGCACUCAGCCUGAAGCUCACUGUUCAAGCAAGUCUCCUAGUCUGGAAUUCAGGAGCCAGUCUUCCACCAAAAUGACAGAUCUGCAAAGCCAGAUAGGAUUCCAUGAGAGGCAGGACUCCUGUUACAAACAACGCAGAUCAAGGAGCCGAUCAAGCUCCAGAUCAAGGAGUCCCCCUGGAGAGGCAGACAGAACAAAAAGCGAAAAGCCUGGUGGAAAGAGAAAGUGCAAAACUCGACACUUGGAGAACACAGAGAAGGAGAGCACCAGUAUGGUGAGAAAAAAAGACUUCCCAACAUUCAGUGGCUACUACAAAAUAAGGCCAAUCUCAGCCAUCCAAGAAAGUAGUGAGAUAAAACAUGAGGAAAAAAGUGAAAGUAUGGGAAGUACAAGUAUGGAGGGAGUCUAUGAAGGGACAGAAACAAUGAAGUGUGCUUUAAAGAAAAAGUGUAAGAAGAAACACCAGGAACAUCACUGGAAAGAUGCAUAGUUCUUACAAUUUAUUAUGAUUUAAUUUUUUCUGCCAGAUUCAUGUGCAUGGAGUAAAUUGAUCUCUGCUGAAAAGUAGUAAGCAGUUUCUAUGUAUUGAAUAGAUCUUCCAGAAGAAUAAGUUAUAUUGAAAUAUUAAUAAAGAAUUUAUGGUCUAAAAAGCAAAUACAUGGUCUGUAUACUUUGUUA
Molecule: messenger RNA, 2084 nt
Organism: Meleagris gallopavo (turkey)
Lineage: Eukaryota; Metazoa; Chordata; Aves; Galliformes; Phasianidae
Product: E3 ubiquitin-protein ligase Topors-like
Biological process (GO): protein polyubiquitination; protein monoubiquitination
Molecular function (GO): ubiquitin protein ligase activity
Source: RefSeq, a predicted model, not a curated record